Podarcis raffonei (Aeolian wall lizard) is the source of this 6555-nucleotide messenger RNA. Its product is annotated as von Willebrand factor D and EGF domain-containing protein-like. Lineage: Eukaryota; Metazoa; Chordata; Lepidosauria; Squamata; Lacertidae. The transcript is spliced from 30 exons. The record is from RefSeq and is a predicted model, not a curated record. Bases 203 to 5983 code for a protein of 1926 amino acids. Gene Ontology annotation, molecular function: calcium ion binding.
GUGUGCUUAUAACUGGAGAAGGGGGAUUCCUAUUGGAAAAGUGGAAACUGGCAAAACAGUCAGUCCUACCUAGAACAGAAAGUUAAAGAAAAAUGAGCACGAGCACAAAGGAGAGCUGAUGCGUCUUCCUGCAAUGCUCCAAGACUUCUAAAAAAGUUAAUUCUUAACUGCAGACGUAUGGCUAUAAUACCCUUGGGACAACAUGCAGCAGCAGCCCUUCUGCCUCCACCUGCAAUUCUUAGCUGCUUCAGCUCUUGCUUGGAGUUUCUUCUUGAGCUUUGGUCCUGGGGCAGCUGAACUAGCUCCAGAAUGCUUGCCAGAGGGACAUCGUGUUCUGCACAAUGCUUAUCGCAGCAUCACUUUUGAUUCCCUGGAAUUGCAGGAAACUGCCAUUCAGGACAUGGUCUGCGAUCAUUCCCUUCCUCAAGGAUGGUACCGCUUCAUGAUUGACAACAAGCCUGCAGAAAUGCCAACCAAGUGUAUAGAGAUGAACAAAUGUGGGACACAAGCUCCAGUCUGGCUGUCGCUUGAGCCUGACUCCCUCCCGCAGCCUGGUGAGAGAAAGCAGCUCACCGCCUGUGCUACCUGGCAGUUCUUUUUCGGAAGCAUCAAAGACUGUUGUCUGUUCCGGAUACCCAUAUCGGUCAGACAUUGUGGAGAGUUCUUUGUUUAUCUCUUGCAACCAACUCAGGGGUGCAUGGGCUACUGCGCAGAAGCUGUUAAAGAACCACAAUUGAACUAUUUUGGUCCCAGAGGAACUGGAGCAGACAUCAACUUUCAAGGGGCAUCUCAACUCCCACCUUUACAACCACUUGUCACCCCUGAGCUUCUGGGAGGCCACGUCUACCUCAAAUGCACUUUCAGCACUCCAACUUCAGAUCCGUCUAUAGGUUAUGCGGUGGUCUGGUCACGCCUUUCCAAAUCCAGAGUGAAAGAACAGCUUCAUCAUGACACAACGCUGCAGACAUUCUCCUAUGUGGAGAUGGAUGGAGUUAAUUUCAGAUUGGGAGAUACGGUCUUUUGCACUGUCACAGCUUUUAGGUGGGACUCUCCUGAUCAACAGUCUUUCCCUGAAGAAAGCGAUGGAUUCUAUGCUGGGAUUAAGUUUGUGCCAGAAUCCAUACAAAUUGCAGAAGAUAGUGAAGAGCAUAUUUUGACAAUCCUAAGUACCAUCCCUAUUACCUGUCUGGGCCAGGAUGACAUCUGUAAAAUUACUUUGCAGCUGACUACCGGGGAUUCUGAUGAUCUGGGAAGGAGGUCCCCAGACAUCGCUCUCUCAACAUGCCAGGUGGCUCUGGAACACAUGCCCUGCGAGGAAGGUAGCUGUGCAAGAGCUUCGGUAACUGUAAGGGCUGUGAAUGACUUUGUUGAGGAUGGAAACCUCACCAGCUAUAUCAGAGUGGAGCCUGUCCAAACGAGCGAGCCGCUUUGGCGGGAUUAUACACCAGUGGAUGUCAAAGUCACAGUUCAAGACCUCCCCACAGAGAACUGCUACUCUUUGACUGAUCCACACAUCAUCACAUUUGAUGGAUGGCGUUAUGACAGCUACAUGACUGGAACUUUUGUGCUGUACAGAAGCCUGAACCGAGUGUUUGAGGUGCAUGUGCGUCAGUGGCAUUGCAGCAACCGCCAUCUUGCCUUUGCUUGUAACUGUGGUGUUGCCGCAUGGGAAGAUAAUGAUAUCAUCAUCUUUGAUAUGUGCAAUGGGCAGUUUCUGGAAACCAAACCUCAACUGGCAAUUAAAAGCAUCAAAGCCUCGUCACAACCAAAUGUCAGAAUCAUGGAGUCCUAUGGAGGGAGAAAAAUUACUAUCUCAUUCCCUUCAGGAGCAUUUGUUCGAGCUGAUGUGAGCGACUGGGGAAUGAGUUUGACAGUAAGGGCACCAAGCAUUGAUUUUAAUAGCACCAGAGGUUUAUGUGGCACCUUUGACAGAAACAGUCAGAAUGACUUCCAUGGGCCUGAUGGGAGCCCUUUACUUUCUCGCCAGAAUAACACAUCUGAGGAGGACUUCAUAAAAGCUUGGAGAAUAGCUCCAGGGAUGAGUUUGUUUGACAAGACUCCACCACUGUCAGAAUGGAAGAAGAGGACACAUUACUGUCUGUGUCAGAAGGAGCAUUCACUGUAUUUACAGUCAGCAAAUGCUCUACACACUUUUCAGCAUUCUCCCCCGGAAUCUUUAGGUUGUUUUUAUGAGCGUGUGGAUUACAAUUCGGUAAUCCCAUAUCUAGAUGUCACAUCAGAACAUCCUACUAACUUGGACGCUGAUUCUGCAUUCCUAGCUGAUGGAAUAUUAUCACCUAGAUCUCUUGAGCAGUGGCAUUUGCCUCAGGCAACCAAAAAGAAAGACAGCCCCAAUGGCCUUUUAAACCCAAUUGGUCAAAACAUCUCAUUGAAAAAAUCAGGAAAUGAAACCUAUGUUGACUCUUCUGAUCAUUGGAAGGAGCUAUCAAGAGAAAAAAGGCAAGAAGCUUACUGGGAAUCCUUAUCUGUUUCCUCCUCUCAAAGCUUGAGUCAGGCUGACUUGGAAAGUUUCACCUACUUUUUCCCAGAAGAUUAUUUUGAAGGGAGGCGGCCUAAAGUUCAGGUCACAUGGCCUACUCCAAGUGGCCUAACCUCAGCAAAAGCCUUAGCAAGCUGUCAGAAGGUUCUUGAAACCUCUCCCAUUGGCUUGGCUUGUAAAGGGCUUUUGGGCACCCAGCUGGAUGUGGCUAUUGAAAUGUGCCUUUUGGAUGUACAAAGCAAGGAUGACCUCACAUGGGGAACAUCAAUGAUUGCAUUUCUAGAAAAUUCCUGUGAAAAAAAGGUGCUGGAAAACAUAACUAUGUGGUUUGAUUCAACAAGUGAGCUACCUGCUACACAUAAAGAAAUAAUCAGAGCUCUCAGGUGCCCCAAUCUCUGUAAUGGACAUGGGCAGUGCAGUAGGUGGGGAUGCCAGUGCUUUGAAGGAUACAAUUCCCAUGACUGUACAACCGCCAAAAAGUAUCCAGUAGAGAUCACAGAUCUAAUGAAUGGGGGUUUCUGUGACGUCCGGACGUCUGACUGUAGCAGAAUCCACGUGUUUGGACACAACUUCAGAGAUUCUUCUGAUCUUCAUUGUGAGGUCACCCGGAUGACUUAUCACAAUGGUGAAUGGGUAUCCAGAGAACAUGAAAACACCAAAGCAACAUUUCUGAAUCUGACAACGGUGGACUGUCAGAUCCCACCUCUGAACAAUACAGGAACAGGAGCUGUUCGUUUCAUGAUGGAUGCUGAGCCUUAUGCAAGAUGGCAAGUGAAAAUUUCUAAUGAUGGUUUCCAGUACAGUAAUUCAAAAGUCCUGACCUUGUAUGACGGAGUCUGCCAGGAUUGCGAAUUCCAUCAAAAUGGGCUUUGUAAAUUAAAGGAAAACGCUUGCAAUAUAGAUGGAUUAUGUUAUGCAAAAGGUGAUUCGAGCCUUACGAGUCCUUGUCUUCUCUGUGAACCAGAUAUUUCCAAAUUCACUUGGUCUAUCAAUGAAAAUAACCAGCCGCCUGUGUUCCAAGCGCCAGCCAGCCAGCUUCUGACGUUUGCAGGAGAGAAUUUUGUGUACCAACUGCUAGCAGGGGAUCCCGAGGGAUCAGCCGUGCUGUUCAUCUUAGAAGGCGGACCUCCAGAAGCCACCCUCUCUCCUGCUGGCCUUCUCAUUUGGAAAGUCAGCUCUGCCGAAUCAGAGAGCUUUGAAUUCACCGUGUCUGAUGAAUGCAAUGCACAAAGCAGGCACUCGGUUCAGAUUGCAGUGAAACCAUGUGGCUGCUUAAAUGGUGGAACAUGUAUCACCAACAUCAACUUCCCUCCAGGUGUUGGUGAAUAUCUCUGCAUAUGUCCCACUGGAUUUGAACAGGAACUUUGCCAGAACAGCCGUAAUGACUGCCAAUCAAACCCAUGUGGGAUUGGCUCCUGUAUCAAUGGAAAAGAUAGUUACAUUUGUAAAUGUCCAGCAGGUUGGAAAGGGCUUACUUGUCAGGAGGAUACAAAUGAAUGUGAAGAGGAACUUUGUUUUCCUGGUGUCUCUUGCACAAACACAUUCGGAUCUUACACAUGUGGCAACUGCCCCAAUGGGAUGCAGGGUGAUGGUAAAAGCUGCAAAUUUGAGGACAGUGCUGACAUGACAGAAGCUUUCAUUAAUGAUAAUCAUAAUCCUAAAGGUGAAUGGAAAAAGAGUGAAGGUAAACAGCCAGUCAUACCUCUAGAAGCGAAGACGUUGUCUGCAAUUAAGUAUGUUAAUAUUACUGAUGUUCAUGGUCAUGGAGCAGUUCUGCCACCCAUUACUAACUGUGCCAACAGACCUUGCUUUCCUGGAGUUGUCUGCAUUGACCGUAAACCUCCAGAUAUUGGAUAUCUCUGUGGCCGAUGUCCAACAGGUUUAUCUGGAAAUGGACGAAUCUGUACAAGAGCAUCAAGACCAGUGUCAAGGUCCACCCAAAGUGUGACUGAUGUACCAGUGAAAGUCACCGGGGAUGUUAAGGUUUCUUCCACUCAAGAUGACUUAAAGAAAUCAAAUAAUACUGAUUCGAGACUCUCAGAAGUUCACAUCUCCAAACCAGAAACAACUUUCCUUACAGCUCGAUAUCCUAUCACUGUUGAUAUUCAACCACUAGCCAGUGAAAGAGUGGAAUCUUGGCCUCAGGCAUCAUCUGUGAAGAAGCUGCUUUUGAAUUCCAAACUGUUUCACAGACGCAUUUCAUUAGAUGAAGCAAAAAAUAGCACCCAGAGCCUUCUUCUGCACCAUGAAACAACUCACCAAGGGGCAGCCCAAAUCUUAUCACACUAUAAGAGUCAUGCCCAGUCACUUGCCAGAAAAAAUGUUUCCACUCAACAGAAAUUAAAUACAAGGCCACAUGCUGAUUUGCAGACUCAUACCUCAUUUGAUGGACAGUCUUUUGGGAAAAAGUCUCUUGCGAUUUCACACACUAGAUCUGCUCUUGGUUUUAAAGCAGGCCGCCCAGGUACUUCUGUUUUAGCAACACCAUUGGCCUCCUCAUCCCAUCUGAAAGCUACUUUUUCUGGUAUAACCCCACAAGGCCCCAUCCGCCCAGCAGGGGCUUCUACAAAAACAAGGAUUCCAGUAUGGACAUCUUGGGGCAGAAAGCCUCAUGCCUCCCCAGCCAAUCAUUUGGGCCUUUCCACACCAAUUGAUAGGUUGCUACUUGAGAAGAAAGUCACCUGUGCAGAUACACCAUGUUUCAGUGGUGUGCUUUGUGAGCCAACAAAGGACAGGGAAUUCAGAUGUGGGCCCUGUCCAUUUGGAUACAGCGGUGAUGGAAUUGAAUGUCAAGCAUUUUGUGAUCCCUCAUGUGAGAAUGGAGGAACAUGCAUCACUCCAAAUAUCUGUUCCUGUGUUUAUGGAUUUGUGGGUCCUAGAUGUGAAACAUUGGUAUGCAAUAGGCAUUGUCACAAUGGUGGGAAAUGCAUUGCACCGGAUGAAUGUGAAUGCAAACCUGGAUGGAGCAGCCCUUUGUGUGAGACAGCUAUUUGCAAUCCAGUUUGCCUAAAUGGUGGCACCUGCAUUCGGCCGAAUACGUGUGCUUGCCCUCAUGGUUUCUUUGGACCUCAGUGUCAAUUCGCUUUCUGCAAUCCUCCUUGUAAAAACAAUGGACAGUGUAUGAGAAACAACGUGUGCUCCUGCAUGGAAGGUUAUGUUGGAAGAAGGUGUCAGAAAAGUGUCUGUGAUCCUAUGUGUAUGAAUGGAGGAAAAUGCAUCAGCCCCGACAUUUGCGACUGCCCAUCUGGCUGGAAAGGAAAGCGCUGCAGUAAACCUGUUUGCUUGCCCAGCUGCUCAAAUGGUGGGGAAUGUAUCGGACCUAAUGUCUGCCAGUGCGUGGCAGGAUGGGUGGGUCUCCUGUGCCAGAUUCCUGUUUGCGAGCUGAAAUGCCAGUUUGGAGGGAGAUGUGUCAGGCCAAAUGUUUGUGCCUGUAGAAGUGGGCAUGGUGGUUCAAACUGUGGAAAGAAGCUCCCCAUAGGAUGAAGAAAACAGCAGAAGGACAAUGAAGACAUUCAUUUUGAUGCCAAAAUGCUAAGACUCCCUCCUUUCUUUUAGAGUUGGCAGACAAUGCACUAUAGAAACAUAGCUAAAUUUCUGCCUCCACUCAUGGCAAGCAUUAAGUCAUGUUGAGAAAUUACUGAUUCCAGAACAUACUCGAACAGCUUUAGCUAGUUGCCUGUGUCACAUUAGGUGACACCAUUCUCAAUCUCAAUAUAUAUAUAUAUAUAUUGCAGCAUAGUGCCAAUACCUCAGUUACUCACUGACUGCAAGUGCCUAUUUCAACUGUGACUUGCAGAGUGUUUUAGAAAGGCUGUCACUUUCUGCUAACUUUGGGUUAUAAAGAGAAGCCAACAUUGAGGAUUUGGGGUGUACCCUAAUCCAUUUUUCUUGUUCUUCUUGUUUGCUCUGGCCUGCAUUGCACACCUCCUGAAUUCCAGUUUUACCUGUAAAAUUUCUACAAUUAACUCCAGAACAAGAGCAUGCACCAAUUCUCUUCAGUUUUACAAAAGAAAGCAGGUGAGAUUGAAGUGAGUAGGAGACACACAUGUAGGCCC